AUGGAACCUCCCGACGCCUCGGCUGGAGAGGAUGGACAAUCGUCACCCAAAUCCACGCCGCCUCUCCGGCGGCGUUACUCUAUGGAGGAGGACAUAUACUACAACCAGAUCAUGAGUGCCCCUCAACGACGACCAUCACAACCGCCGCCUUACCGGCCCGGCUCUCCCGAGCCCAGCCGCGCUCACAACAGCCAGGGAAAGAAGCGUGACAAGAAGAGGAAGCCCAAGGGCAAGGAAACCCAAAGACCGCAGCAGGAAGUCGUGUACGAUGGAGAUGACGAAGGGACCGAGCAACUACCCAACUACCAAAGCACCGUCAGCAUCGAAGGCGUGUUCGCCAAGAAGCACGAAAUCGAGAACACGACGAGGAGAGCCGAAGAUCGCCACUGGCAUACCGUCUUCGUCACCCUGAACGGUACAGCCCUUAACGUCUAUAACGUCAAGAAGGAUUGGGGAUGGGGCAAAACACGAGAUGGGCCCACGAUAUGCCCGGACAACCCGCCGUGGGUGAGAAAGGCAAAGCUGGAGAAAAGCUACAGCCUGCUGCACGCUGAUGCUGGCAUCGCCGCAGACUACACCAAGCGUCGUUACGUGAUUCGAAUACGCGCCGAAACGGACCAGUUUCUGCUGUCGUGUAUUGAGCUUGGCACUUUUGUCAAAUGGCUCGAGUGUCUCUUCGCCGCCAUCGACGUGGCCGCACCCAUCGAUGACAGGGACUUCCCACGCGACAUGUCUAUCCCCAGAGUGCAGCGUAUUCGCUGGUAUCAGGGCCAGUCUCCAGCCCUGCCAGGCUACGCAGCCACUUCGACGCAGGCGAACGACGCCCAGUCACCAAGCGAAGAUUCGACCUCUGGCGGCACUCUGGUGCGGGCCCCGUCACGGCCGUCGGAACUCUCACCCCCCACCGAGAGCACGUCUGAGGGAGAGUCUUCCACGCCAUCCGCGCCGGCUCCUCAGCAAGCCGAUGCCGCGGGCGGGCCGUCCAGGAUCGAGCCACCGCGGCGGAUGAGCACCACGACAUAUCCGAACCCAUCCGUCGACCCGCACACGGGCAAGUGGUUCCCAGAACACAAGUGGUCGAGUGCUCACGACUUGCUGUACGCCAAGCUGUGCUACAGCAACCUGCUCUUCCGCAGCCCCCGGAAGUCCAACUACAUCAUCAGCAAAGGCAAACAAUGGUUUGUGGACUGGGGUACGGGGAGAAUGGUGCGCGUCCUGCCGCCAAACUACGGCGAAAUCGACUAUUUCGGGCCUUGGCAGGUCAUCCACACCGAAAAUGCAAGGAUCUAG
Messenger RNA from Purpureocillium lilacinum, 1290 nucleotides. RefSeq lists its product as uncharacterized. Lineage: Eukaryota; Fungi; Ascomycota; Sordariomycetes; Hypocreales; Ophiocordycipitaceae. The record is from RefSeq and is a predicted model, not a curated record.